CCCGCGUGGCGCGGGAAUGGAGGGGCAGCUGGAUAAGCGGGCCGUGGAGCCCGGCGGGCAGCGGGAAGUGGCAGAGCAGAUGGAGAGCCCGGCCGUGGGGCCGGGAGGGCAGCGAGAGGUGGUGGAGCAGCUGGAGGACCUGGCUGUGAAGCUGCGAGGGCAGCGGGAAGGGGUGGAGGAGACGGAGUGCCUGGCUGUGGAGUCAGGAGGGCAGCGAGAGGUAGUGGAGCAGCUGGAGGACCCGGCUUUGGGGCCUGCCGGGCAGCGGGAAGUGGCGGAGCAGCUGGAGAACCCGGCCGUGGGACCGCGCGGGCAGCGGGACGGUGUGGAGGAGACGCAGUGCCUGGCUGUGGGCCCUGGCGGGCAGCGAGAGGUGGUGGAGAAGAUGGAGAGCCUGGCCGUGGAGCUGGGAGGGCAGCGGGAGGACCUGGCCGUGGAGCAGGGCGGGCAGAGGGAAGUGGUGGAGCAGGUGGAGAACCCGGCUUUGGGGCCGGACGGGCAGCAGGAAUUGGUGGAGGAGAUGGAGUGCCUGGCCGUGGAGCCGGCCGGGCAGCGGGAAGUGGUGGAGCAGCUGGAGAAGCCGGCCGUGGAGCCGGGCGAGCAGAGGGAAGUGGUGGAGAAGGCGGCCGUGGAGCCGGGCGGGCAGCGGGCGGCCGAGCCGGAGAUGGUGCAGAGCCCUGCGGAGGGCAGCGGGGGAGCCCCGGCCCCUCUGCCCGCAGCCGUGGGACCGCGCCGCUCGCCGCCGCCCGCCUGGCCCCGCUCUCCUGCCGCCGCCGUGGUCUCGUCGGACUCGGACAGUGAUUCAGAUUCAGAUAGUUCAUCAAGUACACUCUUCUCUUCAUCUUCAUCUUCGUCUUCAGCAGUAUCUGAUGAAGAUGAUCAUCCAAAUGAGAAGGAUAACAGAUCUUACUGUAUUAGGACGAAGGAUGAGUUGCCUAUUGAUAAAUUGCCUCCUGUUGAAGACUUAUCAAUAGUUCUUCCAGAUAAUGUUGAACUGAAGCUCUUUGGGACAGUUUCCAGCGUCAUUGAACAGCUAGUAAUAAUUGAAUCACUGAAAGGCCUGCCUCCAGUAAAUGAGGAAAGCAUAAUUUUUAAAGAAGAUCGGCAAGCAGUAGGAAAGAUAUUUGAGGUAUUUGGUCCUGUUUCACAUCCUUUUUACGUGAUAAGAUUUAACAGCUCUGAGCAUAUCAAAGAGAAAGGUAUUAAUGUGCAAGAUAGCAUGUAUUUUGCUCCAUCAGUAGAGGACUUCACCCAGUAUAUAUUUGCAGAAAAACUAAAACAGGAAAAAGGUUCAGAUGCAUCUUGGAAGAAUGACCAAGAACCACCACCUGAAGUUUUGGAUUUCAGUGAUGAUGAACAAGAAAGAGAGGCAAAACAGAAGAAAAAAAAACCUCAAAGUCAAGGAAGGAAGAAAGUCCGAUCAGAAGCAUUUCCACCAAGUGAGAAUAAAGAACUUCAUCACUCAGUAAAACAGCCUGCUUCAAGGGGGUACCGUGGCCGAGGGUUCUCCAGGGAUCUGUUUGCUCCUCCAUCAGGCCCUCGAGGGUUUUUCAGACCACAAGUAAGACCACCACCGCUGUACUUUUCAGACUGGAGGAUGCACCAGGAACCCCCAAUGUUCCCACCACCUCAUGGGAGAGAAAAUCCAACCAUGCAACAGUAUGGCUUUCCUCCUCCAGACUUUGGUUAUGUCAGUGAUUGGCAUCAGUUCCCCCCUCCACCUUCAAAUAUGAAUAUGAUGUGGACAGGCCCAAACGCGUACAAUUCAUCCUACUCGUUUCUGCCACCUCCGCCGCCGCCACCGCCGCCACCUCCUGCUCCAGACAGCCACCCUCCUCAGUUCAGGCCUUAAUGAGAUUCCAUACAGGUCCAUGUGGAGCACUGCAGUUUACAGGGAGAAAGAACAGCCUGCCAGGACUGCGUUCCAUUACUCUGGAGAUGCUUUCUUUUACUGCAGCGAUAGAGCAAAUGCAGAGUUUUGUGCUUUGUGGGACAUUUGCAGGAAAUUAUUUUUUUCUGUGUAUGUUUUCUGUUUCCAAAAAGAAAUUUAUAUGUUAAAAAUAACUGAAUAUUGAAUAAUAGUUUAUUUUUAUAUCUGCUACUUUAAGAUGAUAAAUAAAAGCCUUUUGGAGAUUGGUAUGUAGUGAUGGAAAUCUAUUUUGUAAUAAAUGUAUGUAACUACUGUUAAGUAGUGAUGAGGGUAUCUCACAUAGAUGAUAUUAUAUUUUUAGAAUGAUGGUGUAUUGCUGUGCUAAAACAUUUUUCUCAAUUUCUGCAAAUUUGAAACUUACGUGGCAACUGAAAAUCUGACAUCUAAAUUUUGAGGUAGGUUUUUUUCCUAUAUGCAAGGCAUAAACCGCUACUCAGCUUUCAAUACUUUACUAAUUUCAUAUUAACUAAAAGACUGUCUGGAUGAUUCUUUUUAAAAAAUAUCUGUAGUACCUAGAUCUGAACUGGAACCAGUGCUGACUUGCUGUGUCACAUUUGGUGUUCUCCAAUGGUUGUAGAAGAUCAACCUAUUAAUGGGUUUUGGAUUUAAUUUAGAAUCUAAAAUCAGCAUGAUUUCUCUAGCUUGACUCUAGCUUCUCUAGCUCCUAAUGCAGAGGUGAUCAUAAAUACCUGUUAGAGUGUGCAGUCAGCCUUUCUGGGAAGAAGUCAUCAGGUCUGUUGGAGAGAAAGCCAUUUCAGAACUCCCUUGUUUAAAUUUGUAAGUGCAGAUGGCACUAGAUUGCUGUUUGAUUCCAGUCUAAGCUGUCUCUUCUGAAAUUAUGAGGUUCAUCAAUUCUCCCAGCUUGUUUCUGGGAUGGAGGUGAAGUUAUGAACCAAGGAUCACUUGGAAGAACCUCCACCUGUCCAAAGAGUUGGUCCUCCAAUUGCACUUCGCUAGUUUCUAUGGAAGUGACUGCCUGGCUAGGUUGGAAGACUUACAAUGCAUCAAUAUUUUUUGAACAGGAGGAAAAAGUACUUAAGGAACAGUCGUCUUAGGGAUUAUUUCUCAACUGAAGUCAUUACUAGCUGUGAUGAUUUCUGAAUGUUUACCAGUACAGUCACCUUGACCUGGUAAAAGUGUGCAGUAUGUAUUUCUAGUCUCAGAUUUGUUUUGACCUGUUUGCUUUAAAUAUGUAAAGUCUAAGUAAGUUGUUAAUUCCUAACAGCUUUAAGAAUGAAGUAAAAUAUUAAUGCAGAGAGGAAAGCACCACCUUGUCUAAGAUGGUGCAACUCAGAACUAGAAUGUAAUUUCAGACUUGAAAGUUUGCUAUAAUAUAUUUAAGUAACAGUAUUUUUUGAUAUAUCUAGAACUACUGUUUCAUGGGUUUGCAGCUGAGAAGAUUGUGUAGAUGUCAGUUUAUGGCAAGCUAAGGUUAAAGUGGUCUACAGUGGCAACAAAUAGUUUCAGAAGAGCAGCAUUCCAGACAUUUGUGUUUAACUUGGUUCCUGCAGAUAAACUUUUUGUAGUAAAAAGAAUGCCCAGUUCUAGUUCAUUGUAAAUGUUUCAGGGGAAUGGAGAAGGGGCUGCGUUUCUGGCUAUUUCAGCAGUAACCUGGAUAUGACCAUUCUCACUGAUAAGGGAUGGUACAAUGAUAGAGAUGUUACAAGUGAGGUAUCAAACAUAAAACCAUUUUCAAGUCAAUUAUGUAGUAAAGGGAAAAAAAUUGUCAACAUCACACUUGGACUUGGGAUGCUAAUGGCUUGCUGUAUGUCCCUGGCAUAGACAUCAUCAGCCAAAGUGGCAGUUGAAGAGUUAACACCAAGAACUGGAGUGAGGUACUAGGAGGUGCAGGUACAACAGUCUUAAUUAUUACUACUAUUGCAACUGGGGUUUUUUUAUGUAUAGUAAUGUUCACCUUUUUCUGCAAUAAUUAAAUCUGUGCUAAUAAUUCCUUGAAUUAGGCUGUUAAGAUUUCUCUUAAAUGAAGAUGUGUUCUCCUUCCUCUUAACUGUUUUUGCAUGUGGCAAACCCAGUAUAAAGCUGGUUUACAGAAUGUAGUUUGACAAAUAUGCUGCAAUCUAAGGGGUUUUACUAAUUCUUGGUUGUUAACUGCCAUGCUGGUUUUGUGUGCACUUGCCUGCUUGCUAGGCUUUGGGCUGUGAUUGGUCAAAUGUAAGUAUUUUCUAGUGGAGAAAGUAGAAGAAAUAAGAAUAUUUUCUGGUAGUUGAAAAAUCUCUCUGUUUCUGGCUCCUGUUGUCCUCACAUUGGGCCUGGAAAGCUACAAUAGAACUCUGUCACUUCUGUAAUAUUUUUAGUUAUUCCCCUUUUAGGGGAAUUUCUUGAUGAACUGCUUUCCAGAGAAAGCUUAAGGCAUGGGAUGGAGGGGAGAGGCUCGAGGAAAAGAGAGGCUUAGGGGAAGAUUAGCCAUGAUUUUUCAAAGGAUUGAGGUUUACAAAUAGAAGUAUGGAUGCAGUAAACUAUUGGACUGUAUAAAUUUCUGUGACUGAUAACAUGAGAGAUGGAAAAUGUAAUCACAUAUUUGAUGGCAAUAAACAAAAGUGGUACUUUUGCUGGUCUUAAAUUUAGACAGGUGUCAGCUGCAGGAAGGGGAUGGGCUCAUCUUGAAGGUGAACAGCAAAAGGACAAACAGGUUUCUUAAAGAAACACUCUGACAAGUGGUGUGAGAAGCAGUGAAGCCCAUGCUGCCACAGGUUGCUUGGAGAGAUGGUGGAUCUCCAGUCUUUGAGGGAUUCAGAAUUUGAUUUUGCACAGUGGCCUGUGGGAUGUAAUGUCCAAAGUCUUUCUCUGAGGAGAGGUAGACCAGGUGGUCUGUGAAAUCCAUCCCAGCCCAAACUAAUCUUUUCAUUACUGUCAUUGUUCUGGAGUUCUGUUUUCUCACCAGAGAUUUUUUUUGUCUCUAGAUCCUAUGAGACAUGAAUAGCCUAGCCUGAAUUACUGGUUUUUGGGAAGCCUGGCUUUUCAUUUAUGCUAUUGUAUUCUUUCAUUGUACCUCAGAUUUUUAUAAACAAAUCAUCAUGCUGUUCUAAAAGUUGGACUUGCUGCAGAAAAUAAUGAGUGCUUCCAUAUCACUGAUGUAAGAUGAAUUGAAGAAUUGUUCCUUUAUUAGUUGUUUGGAAACUAAUGCUAAUGAGAGUCUUAGUUGCUGUCAUUUUCCCUUAGGGGGUAAAGUAAAGCAUUUUGUAUUGUACAAUUUAUUUUGAGAAUGUUAUCAAGGAAUACCCACCCAAUUAUAUUUUUUUAAAAUGCAACAACAGAAAAACCCCCGAGAAUUAUUUUUAACAAAUGUUCUCUAAAGUCGUAUUUUUGCCUUAGCUAAGACCUUUUUUAUAAUGCAAAGCACUCAUGCCAGGAUGCAUAUUAAUGACAUGCAGAUGAAAAUAAGAAAUAAGCAGGUUUUUUGUAGGUUAUGUUUAGAUGUUUCCAGGUUCCAUUUUCUGUUUCUUUGCAACUCAAAGGUAUAGUUGCUUAUUCUUGCCUAGUGAAUUUAGUGAUGCACAUAAUCUGAUUUAGAGGACUGAUGAAUCUGCACAAAACAGUUGAUAAUAAAUUUGUUUUGGUGACAGGUGAAAAAACGGAAAACACUGGCAAUGGUGACAAGGCUUUUGCAGAACAGUUUACCUGUCAAGGCAAAUACAUAAUCUGGAAAGCAUGAAUAAUGACCUUUCUUUAUCUGAAUCACUGUAUGGCUUAUUCAGAGUUAUUGAAUGUGGGGUAGCCUUCACUUGCCAUAGAUGAAAUCUUUUGAAACUAUGGAAGAAUAAUAUUGUUGAUUUUCCUGUAAAUCUGAUGCUCUGCAUUUUUUUGGUAGUGUUUUGUGAAAAUGCUUUAUUAGGAUUUGCUGUUUGGCUGCUGAGGUUUGAAUUGGAUGGAAAUUCACAGAAUGGUUUGGAUUGGAAGGGUUACUGAAGACCAUCUGGGUCCAACCCUUCUGCAGUGGGCAGGGACGCCUUCCCAUAGACAACAGCCCUGUCCAGUCUGGCCUUCCUUAGUGCUCAGUGCUUGCUGUUUAUUAGCAGAAAGCCAGCCAGUUACACAGAGGGACAGGAGUGAGCAACUGUCCCACACUCCAGCUUUCAACUUGGACACGGAAUCUUCUCUCUGACUCUUCUGUGCCCACCUAAGUAGUUGCAAGUACAUGGGCAGAAAAUAACUUGCCCUGCAAAAGGCUGAAACUGCUAUGGGGUCAAUUGUAGUUAUGAACUGUUUUAAGUUUGCUAAUAUUAAGUCUCAAAGACUAUUGUUUGCAUUCUAAGCAGGAAGAUUUCACUCUUGAGUUUCCUGCUGUGGGAAGUAGGAAACAAAAAUCUAGCAACUUCCUAAUCAUCAGAAUGAAACUGCUGCUUGAUACCAGAAUUAGUUGUUAUGAAGGUCUAUCUUUUGAGAGAGUACGGCUAAUAUUUCUUCAAAGAGAAGAAGAAUGUUUAAUACUAUAUCUGUUGAAUACUAUUUACGCAAUUUUUAGUAUGUACGUUAGGUGGUCUCAAAUCUGUUUUGUGAGACUUCCAUGCAUAUGAAACCUGCAAAAAACCAAAGUAUCUUCUUCAAUGUAGACCCAGGAAAAGAGUAUAUUUUGUGACAUUGCAAUUGACUCCUUUAUGUGAAUGUUUAACCUCAAGGAGGCUUUCAAUUUGCAAUUGAAAAUUAUGCCUAGACUGUAAAGAGUUGUUAAACCUGUCUACCGGAUCUUCACACUCCCAAUUGCACCUUUCCUGGGCUGUCUUGUGUAAUAGUAUGCCCCUUUAUAUAGAAGCAACUCUUUAUUAAAUGACAUUUUUGUGAGCACUUUUCUGUGUUUAUUUUCUUGGUUAUAUUCUUCACUGUGAUGUGUUUAAUUCAUAGUUUUACAUUUAUUUAUGAUACUCUGCAGUCUCCACAGCUUGGCUUUGCCACAUAGUGAUGCACUUGAUCUUUGGUCUUGGUAAAUGCUUUCUGCAGUGAUGAGAACAGAGGGGUGUAUUUUUUUCCUACUUUUUGACACUCUACAACACUCAUCUCUGCCACUGUUAUAUCCAAAAGAAGUACAGUACCAUGUGCAUUGAUAACUCUGUUUUUGAUUAGUGCAUGUUUGGUGUUCUACUUGCAAUGUAUCCCAUAUAUACACAUUAUACUCUCUUUAUGGUGUACCUCAUUUUUGCUCUCAGUACCAUUCUGACCCUGAAAUUUCUUGGACAUUAACAAUUUCCAUCCUUCCAGCAUAAGAUGAUGAAGUGGUGAUAUCAGAGUUUGAGAUGAAAACAGUAACUGUUCCCCAGAGAAAAAUACAGCCUUGGGUAAGUUAUGUAGGUCGUGAUGCUCCUUUGUCUGGGAGCAGAGAAUCCUGUUUGUUGUUUCAUUUUCAAUUCCAAUGUAGUGGAAGAAGAAAGACUUAUUGACCUUAGCAGGAAGAGGAUUAUGAUACCCUCCAAAAUUGAGGCAUGUAUGGAUGUCACAGUGUAGAAAAUUGAGAUUAUCUAAUUGCCACUGUGAAUCUCAAGAA
This is a messenger RNA of Zonotrichia leucophrys gambelii, 7427 nucleotides long. RefSeq names its product nuclear assembly factor 1 ribonucleoprotein (gene NAF1). Gene Ontology annotation, biological process: box H/ACA snoRNP assembly; pseudouridine synthesis; ribosome biogenesis. The record is from RefSeq and is a predicted model, not a curated record. The transcript is spliced from 8 exons. Gene Ontology annotation, molecular function: RNA binding. Gene Ontology annotation, cellular component: sno(s)RNA-containing ribonucleoprotein complex. Bases 17 to 1852 code for a protein of 611 amino acids. NCBI's taxonomy places the organism in Eukaryota, Metazoa, Chordata, Aves, Passeriformes, Passerellidae.